AUGGCUGUUGGGAUGACGAUUUCGGUAAAUGGCUUGAAUUUCUACUCAUCUGUUCGACAGCAGAAAGGUUUUGUUUCUGUUAAAGCUGGAGAUAGUUUGACUCUGCAGUGUUUCUACGAAGAUGUUGUUGAUGCCCGGUUUUACUGGUACAGACAAAACCUGGGGUCGAAACCAAAGCUGAUUUCAACCUUCUACAAGUAUGAAACCAAUGGAAUUUUCUACGAUGAGUUCAGAAACAAUCCACGCUUUGCACUGGACACAGCAAAGGGUAAAUAUCACCUGAAGAUAACAAAUCUGAGCAUUUCAGACACAGCCACUUAUUACUGUGCGAGCAGCUAUCUUUAUAGGUUUGAAUUUGCAGAGGGUACUACAGUGACUGUGAAAGGUUCAGGCUCUAACAUCCAGACUUUAGUCCAUCAGUCAGUAUCUGAGACGGCCCACUCAGGAGGUUCUGUGACUCUGAAAUGUAUGGUACAAAGUGGAACGUGUGAUGGAGAACACAGUGUUUACUGGUUCAGAAACACUGAAGGAUUUCAUCCAGGAGUCGUCUACACACACGGAGGUAGGAAUGGUCUGUGUGAGAGGAAACCCAACACAUCAUCACAAAACUGCGUCUACAAGCUGCCCGUGACAAACCUGAACGAGUCUCACACCGGUACUUACUACUGUGCUGUAGCCGUAUGUGGACUCUUACUGUUUGGAAACGGGACCAAGCUGGACUUCAAAUAUAAAGAUGACUUUCUCACUUAUAUCUGGAGUGGAGUCUUUCCAUGCACCUUCAUCCUGGGUGUUUUACUGGUCCUCUCAGUGUGUCUGAUGAGCAGAGCAAACAGCUGCAGGUGUUCAGCAGCAUCUGAAGAGGGAUCGUCACAUCUCCCAUUAGCAGAGGAUUACCAACGUGCAGCAAAGCUUUAUUAUGGUGCUUUAACUGUGAUAACCAACAGAUCAGCUGAGGAUCCUGUCUGGACUGAAUGUGUGUACCACGAGAUAAAACGACACAAAUAA
This is a messenger RNA of Austrofundulus limnaeus, 1005 nucleotides long. RefSeq lists its product as uncharacterized. Gene Ontology annotation, biological process: response to bacterium. Lineage: Eukaryota; Metazoa; Chordata; Actinopteri; Cyprinodontiformes; Rivulidae. The transcript is spliced from 5 exons. The record is from RefSeq and is a predicted model, not a curated record. Bases 1 to 1005 code for a protein of 334 amino acids.